ACAACACAUUAGUUAUUUGCAAAUUAAUACAAGUGCCAUGGCCGCCUUCGCCUCAGCUAUCCUCUUCACCGUACACUUAGCGCUUGCAUUUCCCUUCCGCUUGUCGUCGGCGGAGGCGCCGCCACUACUCGGAGCCGUCGUUGGAGAACAACAGCCGCUCCUCGAGGAGGCGCGCACGCCCAGGUUCGUCACGUGGCUCCGCGGCGUGCGGCGCCGCAUCCACCAGCGGCCCGAGCUGGCCUUCCAGGAGCACCGCACCAGCGAGCUCGUGCGCGCUGAGCUCGACGCAAUCGGCGUGCCCUACAGGUGGCCAGUCGCCCAGACCGGCGUUGUGGCCACCAUUGCUGGUAGCGCCGGGCCCACGGUCGCGCUCCGGGCCGACAUGGACGCGCUCCCCGUGCAGGAAAUGGUCGAUUGGGCAUACAAGAGCCAAGAAAGUGGGAAAAUGCAUGCUUGUGGGCACGAUGCGCACACAACAAUGCUCCUAGGAGCUGCUAAGCUACUUCAAGCUCGGAAGGGUGACUUGAAGGGUGCUGUAAAGCUUGUGUUCCAACCAUCAGAGGAGGGCUAUGGCGGAGCCUACUACGUCUUGCAAGAAGGUGCUCUUGACGGCGUGUCAGCCAUAUUUGGCUUGCAUGUGGACCCAGCACUUCCAGUAGGUGUCGUCGCAUCAAGGCCAGGACCAUUCACAGCGACAGCGGGUCGGUUCUCUGCAACUAUUCGUGGGAAAGGUGGUCAUGCCGCAGUACCCCAUGAAUCCGUCGACCCUGUUGUGGUUGCAGCCACUGCAAUCCUCAGCCUUCAGCAAAUCGUUGCUCGUGAAGUGGAUCCCCUCCAUGGUGCAGUGGUAUCUAUCACUUUCGUGAAAGGAGGAGAAGCUUUCAAUGUUAUCCCGGAGUCUGUCACCUUUGGCGGCACAAUGAGGAGCAUGACAGAUGAAGGUUUGUCGUAUCUCAUGAAGAGGGUUAAAGAGAUUGUGGAAGGACAUUCUUCGGUACAUCACUGUACUGCUUCAUUGGACUUCAUGGAGGAGGAGAUGAGGCCAUAUCCUGCUGUGGCCAACGACGAACGGAUGUAUGCCCAUGCAAGGGCAGUGGGCGAGAGCUUGCUAGGCGAAAACCAUGUCAAGGUUGCUCCCCAAGUGAUGGGCGCGGAGGACUUUGGGUUCUACGCGCGGAGAAUGGCCGGCGCCUUCUUCACCAUUGGAGUUGGCAAUGAAAGCACCAUGGUGACUGUGCAGCAACCCCACUCCCCCUACUUUGUGAUCGAUGAGGACGCGCUUCCUGUCGGAGCUGCAUUUCAUGCUGCAGUGGCAAUCGAUUUCCUGAAGAAACAUUCGUAAACAAAAACUUAAAUAAUUAAUGGAGAGAAGUAGGCUUUUGAUUUUCUUUGGGUGUUAGAUAUGCAUGGUUUAUAUCGCUUCUUCUAUAUUAUGUUUUAGGUGUCUGAUUUUUUCUGUUGUUUAGAUGACAUGAAAUCUUUUUAUUCUUUGACUAUUGAAAAAAAAUCGUUAAUUGCA
Molecule: messenger RNA, 1519 nt
Organism: Zea mays
Lineage: Eukaryota; Viridiplantae; Streptophyta; Magnoliopsida; Poales; Poaceae
Product: IAA-amino acid hydrolase ILR1
Biological process (GO): auxin metabolic process
Cellular component (GO): endoplasmic reticulum
Molecular function (GO): IAA-Ala conjugate hydrolase activity
Source: RefSeq, marked provisional